Messenger RNA from Choloepus didactylus (southern two-toed sloth), 5110 nucleotides. RefSeq names its product neuronal calcium sensor 1 (gene NCS1). Bases 365 to 937 code for a protein of 190 amino acids. Gene Ontology annotation, molecular function: calcium sensitive guanylate cyclase activator activity; calcium ion binding. The transcript has 8 exons. The record is from RefSeq and is a predicted model, not a curated record. Lineage: Eukaryota; Metazoa; Chordata; Mammalia; Pilosa; Megalonychidae.
CGGCGCCGAGCCCAGCGAAGCUCCGCGCCGCGGCGCCCGGAGAGGGCGGGAGCGGUGGCCAAGGGCGGCGGCGGGAGGGCCGGUGCCCACGCCCGGGCCUGCCGAGCGGCUGCCCCGCAUCCCGGGCCCUGCGCUGAGCCCUGGGCGGCCGAGGAGCUGUGAGCAGCGCAUCGCGGCGCGCCGGAGCCCCGCGCCCGGGCCGCGAGAGCACGGCGCAGACAAAGGCGCGGCCCCGGCCCGACCCGGCCCGGCCCGCCGAGCCCUCCGUGCGCCCCGCCCGCGGCCGGACCGCGCCGGCCGAGCCGCUCCCGCUGGGCGCCCUGACGGGGUCCGGCCCGGGGGGCGGGGGCCGCGGCCGCCGACGAUGGGGAAAUCCAACAGCAAGUUGAAGCCUGAAGUUGUGGAGGAGCUGACCAGGAAAACCUACUUUACCGAGAAGGAAGUCCAGCAGUGGUAUAAAGGCUUCAUCAAGGACUGCCCCAGUGGGCAGCUAGAUGCAGCAGGCUUCCAGAAGAUCUACAAGCAGUUCUUCCCAUUUGGAGACCCCACCAAGUUCGCCACGUUUGUUUUCAACGUCUUUGAUGAAAACAAGGACGGGCGGAUCGAGUUCUCUGAGUUCAUCCAGGCACUCUCAGUGACCUCGAGGGGAACCCUGGACGAGAAGCUGCGGUGGGCCUUCAAGCUCUAUGACUUGGACAACGAUGGCUACAUCACCAGGAACGAGAUGCUGGAUAUUGUGGAUGCCAUUUACCAGAUGGUGGGGAACACCGUGGAGCUGCCCGAGGAGGAGAACACCCCUGAGAAAAGGGUGGACCGGAUCUUUGCCAUGAUGGACAAGAAUGCUGACGGGAAGCUGACGCUGCAGGAGUUCCAGGAAGGCUCCAAGGCAGACCCCUCCAUCGUGCAGGCGCUGUCCCUCUAUGACGGGCUGGUAUAGUCCAGGGCCCGGAACUGGGAUCCCUGGGAACCACUCGGCUCCUCCCGUGCCAUGAGGCCACCUCAGCCCCGACCACCGCCCUCAUGUGUCCGCCCCGCCUGUCUCCGCACCCACAUGGCACCCAUACGCGGCAGGGCUGCACUUGAAACGUGAGGCCCUGGCUCUCCUCCCGCCUUCCCUGCACCCAGCCGCCGCCUGAAGCCACUGCCUCCAAUUGCCAACAACCUCUGCUUGUGGGGGGUGGGGGGAGCAAAACGAAACAGAAAAGGCUACAGCCCUCUGCAAAACCAAGGACUCGGCCGCUUCACAGGCAGCCUCUCCGUUCCUCCUGCUCUCUUGCGUGUGUGCUUUUUUUUUUUUUUAAUUUCAAACAGACAUUAAAAACAAAACAAAACAACUACCUUCUGUCCUAGAAGAUACGGAAUGACAGACGGGGAGAAGGCCUUGGGGACCUCGGAGAACUCUGCCUCCCACCUCGUGCUUUCGGCAGCCAGAAAGGCUGCUGGAAAAGCCCUGGCCUCCGCCGCGGUGGGGGGCUCAGGAGUGUUUGGGGUGCCUGCCUGAUUCACGUUAUUUGUCACUCCAUCCUUUAGCAGCAAAACCACCCUGCGUGGCUAGGAUGAUUACUUAUGAUGAUGAUUAUUUUGUGACAACAGUAUUGUGCUUUUUGUGGGGAAAGUGAGUUUUUUUAUACAUAUAUAAUUGAUAUCUUUUAUUUAUUGGGUGUUAACUGUUGCUGCUGCCUCGUGUGUCCAAUCGGGGCUCCCGGUUUACAUGUGCACGUCCUCACCCACCUGCCCCACACUCACCUGGGAGGAUGGUGGCCUGCAGUGGCCAAGAAGCCAAAAAAACACUUUUUUUUUCCCCCAGAUAAUGUGUUCGAUGUUUGGAGAUGGGAGGGGAACAUCUUUUGGUUUCCCAACUCUUGUUUUGAUGUUUCCAAUAGCAUGGAAAAGGAGAAGGCUUGUCCUAAGCUUGGGAGCCAGGAAAGAGGGAAUUAAUUGCAUACAAGGCAGAGGGUAAGGAUAGGUGUUCUUUGCAAGCAAGUUAGCAGAAGUAACUAAAGGAUGCCUCCACCUCCUUGGUUUUUUGUUUUUUUGUUUUUAAAUAGUCGGUGAGCUCUCACCCUUUAUGCUUUCCUGCCUUCCUCUCUGCUUUUACCAGUGGACCACAUGGCAUCCUUCUUCCCUAUCCCUCUCUUAGGUCAAAUGCUUGGAAGGACUGUAGAUUCCAUUCUGGUAGGUCUUGCUACACCGAGCUGCAGCCCAUACACCCUUACUGGAGCCUUCUCACUCUGCCUGCCACUGAGACAGGUGCGGCCCCAGCACAGCCCCCAGGAGUGUUAGAUGACCCUGGACCCAAGAUCAAGGGUUUCAAGGUCUGACUCUUGCUCUGUGGCUGUCCUCCCUGGGCCUGGGGUACCCCAUCUGUAGAACCAGGAGGCUGGGUUGGUUGGUCUAGAAGGUCCCUUUCCAUGUUGACACUGUAUGACUCUAAAAGCCUGGGAUUCAGUCUCCUAAAGCCCAUGAUUCUGUGGUCUCUGGUUCGGUUUGCAAGAUCCUAGCAGAUGUGAGGACCGUCUGACCAGCAGCACAACUCCUGUAUUGUCACUUGGCACAAGCCCUCAGAGAAACAGCAGCCACCAGUCACUGGUGUGUGGGGUUGGUCCCAGGGACCAGGAUGUGUCAGAUGAUGCACUUUGUCCCUCCCUGCAGCACUUCCUUGUUCCUCCUGAAUUCUAGAAGAGCCAACUCACCUAUGUUUUGGGAUUGGACUAGUCCUCACCAAGAGAAGGUUUCUGGGGGUGAGAAGGAGCAUCCAGACCGCUUGGGGGCAGGCCUGGGUCUAGAAUUCUUGUUUCUUCUUUGCAGAGUCAGCAGUCUAUCAUUCUCCUGCUUAGCCCAGCCCCAAGGGGAAAAGUUGGCUCUCAGUUCCUGCUUUGGGUUGUCUUUGGUCUCCACUUUGCACUUUUCCCAGGAGGCCAGAGCCUCUCCUGCUAAUUAACCCUCAGCACAUAGAUCUUCAGCCAGAGAGAGCCCUCUGUUAAAGAGAGUAGCUUUAGCCAAUGCGGGCCUUGCAUGUCCAUUCCUGUCAGUUGAAAACUCAUAGCCAAUGCCAGAAAUACUUUGUUGCACUGGCAGACCCUUUGCUGCACUCUGUCUCGCUGGUAAGCCCCAGAUCCUGCAGGGAUGGGGAACUAGAGUUCUACCUUCAUAUGUGAUUUUGAAGGUUGGACUCCUUGAGGCCCCUCUGGGUCAGCUUCCUGCUCUGGCCAGUGACCUAGGAGGCCUGGGACUCACCACCAACUGCUGUGGGUCCUUGGCCUGGCUCUGACCUGGGGCCGAAGGGCAAGGGAUGAACUUGGUGACCUGGGAUUGAAGGGGAUGAGGAGGGGCCUUUCCCCGGGUCAAAUUAGUUCUCUUUGGCCUCUGCCUGAGCCUCAGUUUGCUCUCUGGUCAGACAGGAAUGAUACUGCUUUACAGCUUAUUUUGGAGGUAUCAUAGAAAGGAGCUUGUGGCUGAGGGUUUUCCAGGGUUAAGCAUGUGGAUCCUUCUAGCUAAGGCAGUCAAUUCCCAGACAUCUAUUGAGCAUCUGUGUGUGAGGCCUGCCUCCCAUCCUGUUUGCCCUUUGGCCUCUUCGUUUUGAGCCACAAGUAUGGCUUUGGCCACAGCAGACAGUAUCCUUGGUGACCCGGGACCAGAAUGCCAGUGGGCCCCAUGCCUCCGAUACAGCCGAGAGCUGUCGGCAGGGCCACCCCUCUUCCUGGUGGGGUGCCAGACCCUGGUCAUUUUUGGCUUAAGGUUGCCAGGCAGGGACAGCUUUCUGUCCCCUUCUCACCAGGCCUCUAGUCAGGGCACCCUCGGAAUCCUAAGCAAGGCCCCUCCUGAGCAGCCUGUGGACCUCUCUUCCCAAUGCUGUUUUCCCCACCAGGUCCCCAGCAGAUGCUGCUUUUUUUAGGAUUCCAGACUGGAAGCUAGGCUCUUGUUCCCCUGCAGAUCCAAGCCUCCUUUCAGAGGUAUUGGAACUAGCCUCAGGCAGUUGUCUGCCCUGGCCUCUUCCUCGUGGCAUCUGCUCCCACUUUGUGCUGAUGGUGACUUAGGAGCAUUUCAAGGUUUUCCAUUGACGAAAUAUCUAACCAGGCAACGUUUAAAUAACAUUAAGGCAAAUGUAUGUAUCAUCCUUUACACAAACAUCUCUUCUCCUUGAAAGCUUUUGACAUCCAACUCUAGAGGACAGGUGCACCUGGGCUUUGGGAGACAUUGUCUCUUCUCUGGGAGGUGGAGAUUGGGGUGUCGGUGCCCCCCUCUGGGGGGGGGAGGCAGCCUCUGUCUGGAGAAGGCCCUCACUGCCAACCAAGCGGAAGGCUUCUCUGUUCCCGAGGCAGUGUCAGCUUCCAAAGGAACAAAGGCAAUGGGGAGCGCCCCCUGGUGCUGCUGAGCCGCAAAGGCAUCUGGGAGCUCCAAUCCUGCCCAGCAAGUUCAAGAGUGAGGCUGGAGGGAGGGAGGUGGAAAAAGGGCUGUGAUUUCACGAAGGUCCUGGGCCUCCAGCCCCACUUUAUUGGCAGUGUUAUCUCCCAGAUGCCCCUAUUUAGGUCUUCCCCAGGGCUAGUAAGUUAAUUAGUGUAAGGGCACUGUGAUGGGAAGCCUCGCCCACUCCCCAACCCCGUUUUUUAAAAAUAUCUGCAGAAUAAACCCAAUGAUUGAUUUUUGAAUGAAUAAAAGGCUUUUGUUGAAUAAACAGCUGGUCCCAUCUUCUGUCUUGGCAUCUUGGAAUUUAGGCUCAGGCUCUGUCUACUCCCUGGGCGUGGGAUAAAUGCAGAAUCCCCCCCCCCCAUGCAUUUCCCUAUGUCUCUCAGUGGUCCCUGGCCCCAGGGAAGGCCACCUAGGUCCUAGUCUGACUCGGUGACCUUCUUCCUCUAUGACCUUGGGCAAGUCACUUCCACUCAUUGGGUCUCAGUUUCUCCAUCUGUCAGAUGGACACAAGAGUUGCUGCCCUGCCCACCUCACAGGGGUGUUGUGAGGACCACAUGUGAGUAAGCGAAGCCCUUUGCAGGGGUGAAAGGCCAGUGCCAGAGAGCAGUGGUCUGAGCUGUCAUGGGGCCCCACCCAGAGCCUGCAACUUUGAAAAGGAAUUUGGACAACUCUUGCAAAAAAAAAAAAAAAAAAAAAAAAA